AUGGCUUCCAUUCUGGACGACUACCAAGACUCCAUCUCUCACUCGGCCUCUUCGCAGCAGACCCGCAGCAGCCUGGGCAUCCCGCACACCGGUUAUGUGAAUGCUCGGCUGGAAAAAGAGACUCACAUUUUUAACAAACAGAGGAUUGACUUCACCCCUCCAGAAAAGAUUAACAGCCUGGUGGUCUCCUCUAACCAGCUAUGUAUGAGUCUUGGGAAGGACAUCAUUUUUAGGCUUGACCUGGCCAAAGCAGAUGAGCCUAACCAGGUAGAGCUUGGGCGAAAAGAUGAAGUCAAAGUUUACAAGCUAUUUCUGGACCACACAGGCUCUCACCUUGUUAUUUCCCUGAAUACCAGUGAAUGCCUCUAUUUGAACCGAAAUGCUCAGAAGGUGCGGCCCCUGUCUCGGUGGAAAGGUCACUUGAUCGAAAGUGUGGGUUGGAACAAGUUCUUGGGCUCGGAGACCAACACAGGCCCGAUUUUGGUGGGAACAUCCCAAGGUCAUAUAUACGAGGCUGAGAUUUCUAUCAGCGAGGGCGGACUCUUUGGCACUACCCCUGACCAGUACUUCCGCUUCAUUUACAACUUGGAGGAGGAGGCAGGGCCCGCCCCGUUGUGCUGUCUAGAGAUAGAACGAGGAAUCGAUGGAAAAUGUUUUAUCAUUGCCACCACUCGUAAGAGACUCUUCCAGUUUGUUGGUAAGAUUCCAGAAGGGGCUGAUCAGCCAGGCUUUGGAGCUCUAUUUAGCAUGCCUUCUAAUCAUCUACCCGGUUUCCGUGAGUUUCCGGCCAGCUUUGGCUACACCGAGAUAGCGUUCUACACUCCAAAGCUUCGCUCUUCUCCAAAUGCUUUUGCUUGGAUGAUGGGAAAUGGUGUCCUGUAUGGAUCGCUGGACUAUGGACGUCCCGACUCUAUUCUGAGUGACGAGCAAGUCUGGGAAUAUCCUUCUGAUGUUGAUGUUAUGGUCAACAAGCCCAUCUCCAUAGUGCUCACCCAGUUCCAUUUCUUGCUGCUGUUUCCUGACCAAGUGAAGGCAGUCUGCACUCUGAAUGGGCAAGUUGUCUUCCAGGAUGUGUUCCUGGACAAGUUUGGGUCAUUAAUACGUAUGAUCAAAGAUCCUUCAUACGGACAAAUCUGGAUUCACACAGAAAAGGUGGUGUUUCGGUACAAUGUACAGCGAGAGUCCCGAGAUGUGUGGAAGAUGUACAUGAACAUUAACAAAUUUGAUUUGGCCAAAGAGUAUUGCAAGGACCGUCCCGAAUGUCUGGAUAUCGUCCUGGCAAAAGAGGCAGAACACUGCUUCCAGAACAAGAGGUACCUCGACAGUGCUAAGUGUUAUGCUUUGACCCAAAAUUAUUUCGAGGAGAUUGCCCUUAAAUUUAUUGAAGCCAAGCAGGAAGAAGCAUUGAUGGAGUUUCUCCUUAAGAAGUUGGCUAGCUUGAAGCCCUCUGAAAAGACUCAGACCACCCUGCUGACCAUCUGGCUAACAGAACUCUAUUUGAAUCACCUGGGAAUGCUGGAAGGGGAUCCUUCAAAACAGAGCCUCUACAUCAAGGCUCGGGACAAUUUCCGCAGCUUUCUGGGCAGCCCCAAAAAUAAAGAGUGCCUGUUCAACAACCGGGCAACCAUUCACGAGCUGUUAGCCAGCCAUGGGGACACUGAAAAUAUGGUGCACUUUGCUGUCCUCAUGCACGACUACGAGCGAGUGAUAGCCCACCACUGCCAGCAUGACAACUACAGCGCGGCCCUGAAAGUCUUGUCCAAAAUCAAGGACGAAUCCCUUUUUUACAAGUUCUCUCCUGUAUUGAUCCAGCACAUCCCCAAGAUGGUGGUGGACGCUUGGAUUGAAAUGGGCAAGCAGCUGGAUGCGAGGAACCUCAUCCCUGCCCUUGUCAACUACAGUCAGAGCGGCAGCACGAAGCAGAUCAGCGAAGCCAUUCGGUACCUGGAGUUCUGCGUGUAUGAGCUGAAGGAAACUCACCAGGCCAUUCACAACUACCUGUUGUCGCUCUACGCUGUGUGUGACCCUAAAUCACUGCUGGUCUAUCUGGAGAAUGCAGGAUCCUACUCGGACAAGAUCCACUGCGACCUGAAGUAUGCGCUUCGGCUCUGUGCGGAACAUGGCCACCACCAGGCUUGUGUCCAUGUGUACAAAGUCAUGGAGAUGUAUGAGGAGGCUGUGGAUCUAGCUUUGCAGGUGGACGUAGAUAUGGCAAAGUCCUGUGCGGAUCUCCCUGAAGAAGAUGAAGAGCUGCGGAAGAAGCUGUGGCUGAAAAUUGCUCGGCAUGUGGUCCAGGAAGAAAAGGAUGUUAAGAAGGCCAUGGCCUGCCUUUCCAGCUGCAACCUGUUGAAGAUAGAAGAUGUUCUGCCAUUCUUCCCAGACUUUGUCACUAUUGACCACUUCAAGGAAGCCAUUUGCAGUUCUCUAGAGGCCUACAACAAGCACAUAGAAGAGCUGAAGACAGAGAUGGAGGAAGCAACGCAGAGUGCCAAGAGGAUUAGGGAAGACAUUCAGGAGAUGAGAAAUAAAUAUGGGUCUGUGGAGUCUCAGGAAAAAUGUGCAGCUUGUGACUUUCCACUUUUAAACCGCCCCUUUUAUCUCUUUCUCUGUGGCCACAUGUUCCAUUACGAUUGUCUUCUCCAGGAGGUUUAUCCAAAUUUGCCUGCCUAUAAGCAGGCUAAACUGGAGGACCUUCAGAAGAAGCUUUCGGCCACAGGCCAACCUUCCAAAUCCCACCAUCGCCCUAAGGACACGGACAUGUCUGGCCAAGGAAAGGGGCAGCCAACCCGGGAACAGAUGAAAGCUGACAUUGAUGAUAUUGUGGCAGCUGAAUGUGUGUACUGUGGAGAGCUAAUGAUCCGAUCAAUUGACAAGCCUUUCAUUGAUCCACAGAGAUAUGAAUCGGAGAUGCAGAGUUGGCUGUAGGGUCAAUGUGUCUCUGCU
Euleptes europaea (tarantolino) is the source of this 2943-nucleotide messenger RNA. RefSeq names its product VPS18 core subunit of CORVET and HOPS complexes (gene VPS18). Gene Ontology annotation, biological process: endosome organization; lysosome organization; organelle fusion. Bases 1 to 2925 code for a protein of 974 amino acids. The record is from RefSeq and is a predicted model, not a curated record. Gene Ontology annotation, cellular component: HOPS complex; endosome. Lineage: Eukaryota; Metazoa; Chordata; Lepidosauria; Squamata; Sphaerodactylidae. Gene Ontology annotation, molecular function: protein-macromolecule adaptor activity. The transcript has 5 exons.